Leptosia nina is the source of this 5238-nucleotide messenger RNA. NCBI's taxonomy places the organism in Eukaryota, Metazoa, Arthropoda, Insecta, Lepidoptera, Pieridae. The record is from the annotation of a GenBank genome assembly.
AUGGAAGAGUCCAACGAGGACCUAAAUGUCGUUCCUGAACUCUACUUUUUGUUAGCGAAAUUUCUCUCCGGGGGCCCUUUGAAGGAAACAGCGAAGACUUUGUUGAAAGAGUUGCAGAGCGUUGAGGUGCUACCUCGUCGACUCGACUGGGAGGGGAACGAGCAUCCAGUUUCGUUCGACGAAUUGAACUCACAAUACUCAGAUGUGUCAUGGCGGCGGCUUGCAGCUGUCUGCGAGCGGGCCCUUCGCUUGGCUCGUUCUGCCCCUACAUCCACCCUCAAAGAUCCCACCGAGCAGAAGCUGGAUGCUCGGCUGUCAUUGCUCAGCGAGUCACUUGUCAGACCGAAGCCUAAAUAUGCAUCAUUUAAACAGGAUCAUAGUUUAAUAAGGCGGUUAGUAUGCCGUGAACUGGGUGGCGGGCCUAAGGGUCCAGCAAAUGGUGCUGGCGUCGCAGCAGCCGUGGGUUAUCCAGGUCCUUUCCCUGCGAGGCAGUUGAGGAAUCUACAGCUGCAGAGGCGGACCCUGGGACACUUGUCAGCUGUUUAUUGCUUGGUGUUUGAUUGCACUGGGAAAUACAUUAUUACGGGCGCUGAUGAUCUACUAGUAAAAGUUUGGAGUGCAAUAGACGGUCGUCUGUUGGCUACGUUACGCGGCGCAGGCGCAGAGAUAACAGAUGUUUGCAUAUCAAGCGAUGGGGCUUUGUUGGCCUGUGGUUCAGUGGAGAGACUUGUGCGUGUGUGGUGUUUGGUUACCGGGGCACCGCGGGCGGUGUUGCACGCGCACGCUGGAACAAUUACUUCAGUGCACUGGGCGCCACCAGCGCACUCUGACGUCAGGUGGCUCGCUUCCACCUCUACGGACGGGUCCGUUGCGUUCUGGACGUGUUCAAUAGACGGGCAAUUCUUGUCCCAGCCCGUGCAGUACGUAGAGCGGAUGCGUCCAGGGGCCUGUCAUAUGAUAUGUGCUGCUUGGUCUGCUGGUGGUGCUUUUCUGGCAGCUGGAAGCGCUGAUCAUCACGUCAGGAUAUACUCUGUGGCUGUGGGUGGACCGAGGAGAGUGCUGGAGACCGCUGUUCAUUUAGAUGCUGUGGAUUCUAUUGCGUGGGCGCAUUGUGGGUUGAGAUUCGUAUCAGGAAGUAAGGAUGGCACGGCAGCCCUUUGGACAUUGUACGCGACGCAAUGGAGGCAUUCGCUAUUGAAGACCUUCACUGCCGAUGAUCAGAAGAAAUUGAAGGUGACAAUGGUAUGCUGGGACUGUAGCGAUGAAUAUGUAAUGACAGCUGUCUCGGAUAACACCGUCAGGGUAUGGUGCUCCCGUACUUGUACGCAAGUGCGAGUUCUGUCUGGACACCGUGAUGAAGCGUACGUGCUGGAAGCUCACCCGUACUUACCCGGUGUGCUGCUAUCUGCCGGACACGAUGGUCAACUAUUCGUAUGGGACGCUACAUCGGGAGAGAUUCUAGCACAAUUCCACAACGUAAUUGAUGGUCAAGGCGAAGGUGCUAUAUUUGACGCGAAAUGGGGCGGUUUUGACACAAUAGCCGCAUCCGAUUCCCACGGCCACGUUCUACUGCUGGGCCUGGGGCGUGGGCACAGGCUGCUCUCAAUGUUACCCACGGAGCUGUUCUUUCAUACCGAUUACCGGCCAUUGGUACGCGACGCGCUUGGUGGCGCUCUAGACGAGCAAACGGAAAUACCGCCACACCUAAUGCCACCACCGUUCCUGGUCGACGUCGAGGGGGCGCCACAUCCACCUGAGUUUCAGCGUCUGGUACCAGGGCGGGAGAACUUGGCGCUGUCGCAGCUGAUACCCCACGCGGAUGCAGCUAGAAGCCGGCUGGACGCGAUGAUAGAGGCUCUAGCAGCAGAUCCGGCCACGCCUCCUGCCCAUCCUGCACCGCAAGCUGCUGGUGUAUGGCGUGGUGAAGGUGUUCGUCACACAGCUGGUUCCUGGCAGCCUUUGGACGUGCCGAUAAGCACUCGGCCUAUCGUCAUACCGCUGCCAGCAGCGCAGAAGGAACGUCUUGAGAGAGCCAGUAUGGAGUUAAACAACCUAGAAAUGUCGUGGUACCGUCGGGAGAUGCGACGUCGCCCACUGAUGAUAUCUAUUCCGGGCGGCGACAGCGGGGCUCGCCGGAAACCGGGGCGGAGGCCUAGAGCUCCGGCUCCGCGGGCGAGACCGCAGCCCCCACAACCUCGUACUGAGGUACCCGAAGAUGCCUGCGAAGAGGAGAUCUGUUCGGAUAGUUCCAAUUCAACAUCGGACGAGUCUGUAUGCUUGUCUGGCUCGCAUUCGUCGCACAGCUCGCGGUCCAGGGCGCCCAGGCCACGGGUUCGGGCCAGACCUAGGAUCAACCAUGCCAGGAACACUUCACAGUCGAAUACUUAUAGUGAUUCCUCGCAUUCACCCGUCAAAAGUGAAAGUUCUUCAGAAUCCUCUCAAUACUCCGAUUGGGAGGCGGGCACUGCGCUUGCGCCGCCCGCUAGAGCGAGACGGAAGCCUGUUCCCACCACAAGAUAUAGCCCCAGCACAGUUAGCGCGAAACGUACCACUGCUGCCCCUUCCACCCCCAGUCUACCAUCCGGCCCCAGCACCAGUGCAGCGCCCCCAGUGGAAUUGCCUGAACCUUUUCGUGUUGGCGAAUGGUUGACAGCCGUGUCCCCCAGGAAGGCGCCGUACCAUCCGCAGAUGGGAGAUAGAUGUGUAUACUUUAGAUUGGGCCACCAAAGGUAUUUUGAAGCGGUGGCCGAAAAGGAUCUCUACAAGAUACACCCGAGAGACAAGCCGUGGGAACGGAUGCAUAUCGAUGACUGCGAAGCAGUGAAAGUAGUGGGGAUAAAGUACGUGAUCAAACCACCAAGGGUGGUCUGUCUGAAGCUGGCGAGGGAAGUGGAAAAGGGCAGCUUCACAGUCCGCUACCACGAUAUGCCAGAUGUCAUAGACUUUUUGGUGCUGAGGCACCAGUACGACGCUGCCGUUGCGAGGAAUUGGGGGCAGGGAGACAGGUUUCGCUGUAUGAUAGACGAUUCCUGGUGGACGGGUAUAGUGCUGGAGCGGAUAAGUCCGGCUGGUGCUCCAUCGGGUUCGAGCACAGAGCCCCAAACGUCAAACUCGAACGAGUGGGCGGAAGCCGCUGCUUCUCACUUCUUAUCGCUUCGCGUAAGAUGGGACAAUGGGGAGGUUGAAAGGUUAUCACCGUGGGAUUUGGAACCUCUCGAUCCAGAUAGGUUACCAUCUGAACCCGGUGGCGCUGUGAGUGUGUUGCCCCACGAGCUGGAAGCGGUUCUAUGUCGGAGCGAAACCCACGAAUGGCCGCCGGACGCCUGUGAAUCUAUCGCCAAUCACAUAUCACAGGUGAUGUCGCUCUCCGUCGCUGAGCCGUUCGUGGCCCCGGUGGACCUGCAGCUGUACCCCUCCUACGCACUGGUGGUGCCGUAUCCCAUCGACUUGGCAACCAUCCGAGCCAGGUUCGAGAACCAAUUCUACCGUCGAGCGGCGGCCGCGCAGUUCGACGCGCGCUACUUGGCCAGCAAUGCGGAGCAGUUCAACAAAUCGCACACGCCGAUCGUCAGACAGGCGAGGCUUGUUACUGACCUGCUUCUGUCCAUAAUUAGUAACUGGCAAGUGAUAGAUGUCGUGACAAAGUACCACGAGCUGUCUGCGUCGUAUCACUCGUCCGAUGAAGAACCGCUGCAAGUACAGAAGAACAGGCGAGAACGGUCUAUGAAGGCAGAUGGGGCUUGGCGGGAGCAAUGCGUCGCUUUGAUCAGGGAGUUGUCUGCGUCCGCUGACGCCGAACCGUUUCGGCAACCCGUCUCGCCAAGUAUGGCGCCUGACUACUUGUCGGUGAUAUCUCGGCCUAUGGACUUGGGGACGGUGCAACAGAAACUAGAGAACGAAGAAUACAACAACGCAUCCGAGGUGGCCGCCGAUGUGCGGCUGGUCUUUUCUAAUAGUCGACUGUAUAAUACAAACAAGCGAAGUCGGAUCUAUUCAAUGACGGUCCGUCUUUCCUCCCUCUUCGAAGCCCUAUGGGCUCGGAUGCCCAUAGAGAGCAGAAGCACCAGACGGUCCACGAGACACAAUCGGCACGUAAGGAACUCGAGACGGACUAGAAAGACCGCAGAGCAAACAAACGGUACAGUCGCGACGAAACUGCCAUCGGAAUCCAGCUCGGAGUGCGAGACGUUAGCGAUGACGUCACGACGGGUCACUCUGGCGGAACGGGAACGGAAUGGGAACGACUCGUGGGACAGUGACGCACCGCUCAAUGCACACAGUAAAGGCAAAGGUGUUGGUAAGAAGACUAAAAACGGUGCCAUUGCUGGGACUUCGAGUCGCGUCCCGCCAACAUAUGUAGAAACGAACGGUGUAACUCAAUCGGACACAGAGGAGGAAAUAGAAGUGAGAAUGAGAGACAGCAUACAGGAUGGAUCCAGUUCUGAGAGCAGCGCUUAUUCUAGAAUACAGGUUGUCGAAGAGGAGUUAGUAGAAGAUGAAGUAGAAGUCACGUAUGAGGAGGAAACCACCACGGCGCGGAGCGAACGGCACAGGCAUCGAGCCAGGAAGCAGUUACGAAGUAAUUCGAGAAAAAGACGACGCGCGAGAAGUUCUGGUGGUAGUAGUUGCAGCGCAGGAAGAAGAACCAGAUCGCCAAAACGAACGCGAGAGAGGUUCACGGACGGUUCAUCAUCAAGCAGUUCGUCCGGUUCCAACUCGGGCUGGUGUUCGGGGAACGGAGCGGGUCGUUACGAAUCGGAUCGCUCCUACCGACCUGGACAGUACAGCUCCGACGACGAAACGCCAUUGUUACUGUACCGACAACGCCAAGACGGUGAUUUGGAGGCGGGACCGUCGAGAAGACCACAGCACAGGAGCGGUGGUGUUUCAUUGCGGAAACGGCGAAGCCCACGACGUUACAACGAGGACAGCGAAGAGGACUCGAUAGCGGCGAUCAGCAAGCGUCUGCCCCACCACCAACAGCAUUUGCAGCAUCAGCAUUUGUUGGCGAGGAGGAGACGCAAUCAUGCGCAGGGCACGGGCGUACCAAGUGCCAGUGCAGCACCGCACAACGAAGACCACAACUACUUCAACGGCCACCACAACCAAAUGCAUAACGAAACAUCUCCGUCUCCAGCAAAUUCUGGAGGUUCUUCGGGGCCCGGAACUGUCUCCAUAUCAUCGAGGGGUCGAGUGCGGCGUCUGACAGCAAAGGCGAGAGGUCUCCUGCGCAAAUAA